Messenger RNA from Lycium ferocissimum, 1090 nucleotides. Its product is annotated as fatty acid desaturase 4, chloroplastic-like. Bases 73 to 972 code for a protein of 299 amino acids. Lineage: Eukaryota; Viridiplantae; Streptophyta; Magnoliopsida; Solanales; Solanaceae. The transcript has a single exon. The record is from RefSeq and is a predicted model, not a curated record.
CAAUGUACUCUAAUACUAUAUGCUCUUUUGCUUGUCAUUAUGAUUGUACAUCCAACCUGAAGUUCCUUCAACAUGCCUUCCAUACUACCUCAAAACCAUGCCAUUAGAUCCUCACAACAAUCAGAUGAAAUUGGGACGAUACAGAGAAGAUCCUCAUAUCGAGAUAAAAGCAUCUCCGACCAACCAGAACUAGCAAAUUACGAACCACCCACUCCCAUCACAAAAACUGGGACUAGUACAAGAAGUCAUGUACUCAAUGACCCGAGUUUACAGUCCACAUGGGCUCAUCGAGCAUGGAUGGUAAUUGGGUGCACCACCGUGCUAAUUUCUUUAGCACGGUCUGCAACAGGGGCCAUCGACUCACAUACGUGGGUUAGUCCCCUUAUAGCAGGCGGCAUCGGCUAUGUCCUAUCGGACCUAGCUUCAGGAAUCUACCAUUGGGCAAUUGACAAUUACGGCAGUGCCAAAACCCCUGUAUUCGGAAGCCAAAUUGAUGGAUUUCAAGGUCAUCAUAAAUGGCCAUGGAUAAUCACCAGGCUUCAAGUGGCUAACAAUCUGCACGAGCUCACACGUGGAGUGACUUUCACUGUCCUCCCGAUCAACCUUCUUUGUAAUAACCACACAAUUCUGGCCUUCGUGGGAGUUUUUUCAGGUUGCGUUAUGUUUAGCCAGCAGUUUCAUUCAUGGGCUCAUGGCACAAAAAGUAAGUUACCUUUAAUCGUGUUAGCACUACAAGAUGCUGGAAUACUUCUUUCGAGGUCACAACACGCCGCACAUCAUCGCCCCCCUUACAACAAAAAUUACUGCAUUGUGAGUGGAUUAUGGAACCAGUAUUUGGAUAGAUAUAAGGUUUUUGAGUUGCUGGAGAUGAUUUUCUUCUUUAAAUUGGGAGUUCGACCAAGGUCAUGGAGUGAACCUGAUUCAGAAUGGACUGAAGAAACUGAGAAUCUUGAAUCUCUGUCUGCUUCAUAGUGAAUUCAAUUAAUCCCUAUUGCUGCUUGCUACUAUAUAUACAGGAUCACAUGUUCUUAAGGGUCGUUACGUAGGGUGCAUAAGAAUAGUAUUGAAUAAAGUGUAUUAUAAAUGCUGA